ACUUAUCCCCAAGUGAUUAACAAUAGGAACUCCUAAUGAAAUAUCCAAAUGAAAAUGUAAUACACCUGUAUUUUUCAAGAUAAGAUUUGUAUUCUUUUGACACUGGCGAAAUCUAUGAUGAACUGAUGGUUAUUCGUUUGUUGUUGAGAAAAAAAGAUGCGCAUUUUGAGCCAGGAAGACGCCGAAAGGCUCAUCGUCGAAAUCCCGGAGAUUGAGAAACUCCGGUCCUGUUCCAAAUCAUACAGUGCGAAACCUCAUUUAGCUGGGGAUCUACAACACGCGGAACGUAUCCGAGACCUGUGGCGUUCUUACGGCAUUUCCACUGAACUUGUCCGCUACGAUGUGCUGCAGAAUUUCCCCAAACACUCAGCGCUGAGCCUCCACGAAGAAAACGCCGACUCGGUCGCUUUCAGCGCAAGUCUGAAGGAGGAUGAAGUUCCAGAAGAUCCAACAUCAUCCCCAGAAAACGGAUUACCAUCCUUCUUUGGAUUCGGCGCGAAUGGUACGGUACAUGCCGAGUUGGUCUAUGCGAAUUUUGGCAUGCUAUCGGAUUUUCAGCUGCUCGAGUCAAGAGGCAUAUCCGUCAAGGGCAAGGUCGUGAUCUGCAAGUACAGCAAAGUCUUCAGGGGAUUAAAGGUCCGAGCGGCAGAGAAAUUUGGUGCAAUCGGAGUUAUUAUAUACAAUGACCCCCAAGAGGACGGGAAGUACACCGUAAAGAACGGGUACGAGGCGUUUCCGCACGGUCCUGCAAGACACCCAAAAAGCAUUCAGCGUGGCAGCGUUGAUUUCUUUUCCGUCUGUGUCGGCGACCCCACUACACCAGGUUAUCCAAGCCUGCCAGGUGACGACACAGAACGAAGAGAUCCAAAGCACGCAGUCCCUUCUAUUCCUUCCCUGCCGAUUUCGUUUAGUGAUGCGAUUCCAUUCCUCAAGGCGCUUAAUGAUCAAGGAUUGAGUCCUGAUGAAAUUGGUGGCGUAGAAAGCGAUUGGAAGGGAGCUUUGGACGACAUCGAUUAUGAUACUGGCCCGAGCAAAGCAAAGGUUACACUACGGAGUGAAGGGGAUUAUCGCUACUCUCCAAUAUAUAAUGUGAUCGGAACUAUUGAGGGCUUAACUGAUGAAUCCAUCGUAUUGGGAAACCAUCAUGACUCCUGGUGUUGUGGCGCAAUUGACCCAGUAAGCGGGAGUGCAGCGAUGAAUGAAGUAGCGAGAGGGCUUGGCGACUUAAUAGGCAAAGGUUGGAAACCGUACAGAAAAAUUGUUCUAGCUUCUUGGGAUAAUGAGGAGUACGGGCUCAUAGGUUCUACUGAAUAUGGCGAGGACAAUGCCAAAUGGCUGACAGAGAACUGUGUCGCUUAUAUCAACGUUGACGAAUCAACUAAUGGUGGCAACAUUCUUGGGGCCUACGGGAGCCCCUUGCUGACUCACAUACUCCGCGACGCAACGAACGUAAUACCCUCGCCAGUUAAUGAAGGCAAGACAGUAUGUGAAGAUUGGCUGGAUCUCCAACGAGAAGCCGUGGAUUCUCUCGAGAAACCUAAUUUGACUGUGAUGGGUACUGGGAGCGAUUACACUGUCUUCUUUCACCACCUCGGUAUCUCCUCCAUAGACCUCCUUUUCAAUCAAAAGGGAACAUCCGUCUACCCAUACCACUCAAACUAUGAUAGUUACUACUGGGUCGACAAGUUUGGGGACCCAGGUUUCAAGAAGCACCAAGCCAUGGCUAGGCUUUGGGGCCUCCUCACUGUUAAACUAGCCGGAAUUCCUGUGCUCCCAUUCAGAGCUUCCGACUACACAGAGGCCUUGAAGCGGCACGUUCAGUCGCUUCGUGGCAAGGGUGUACCUGGUCUAGAUCUUCAGCCUUUAGAGGUUUCUAUUUCCCGAUUCGAAGUAACGAUGAAGACACUUGACUCAAGCGUGCAUCGGGUGGAAUUGGACACAUCCCGCCAGAUAUCGCCGAAAGCAAUUGAAGCGAACAAAGCCUACAUUAAGCUCGAAAGGUCUUUUCUGCUCGAAAAUAGUGGCUUACCAGGGCGGCCCUGGUAUAAACAUAUGAUUUUUGCGCCUGGACUAUGGGCGGGAUACGAUGGGGUAGUGUUUCCCGGCGUUACCGAAUGCAUUGAAGAUAACGAUAUUGAAGGUGCCAACAUGUGGACCCAAGAAGUCGCAAAAGUCAUAAAUAAGGCUUGCGCGGUCGUUGAAAGCGCCAGGUUAAAUUGAUUUUUGCUUCAUCUCAGGGCAGUAUGGUAUUUUGCAUCUUGGUGACACUCCUUCGAUUUUCAUCGUCAGUCACCUAACGAAAGAUGAACAAAAUACGUGUAUAUCCACUCGACUCAACUAUCUAUCGCACAUACUUUGAAAAGUAAGCUAAGUUAAAAUUUACUUAAACUCAUUUUACCAUAUCUCGUUGCGUAAAUGCGAACAAGACAGGUUUUUAACCCCUAAAUCUUCUCGCGUAACACAAUACCCCCUUUUUCAACUUCAUGAGGAAAACUGGAUAUCAUAUUCUAACUAAAGCCAAUAGCCGCUCAGACUUCCCCUCCGCCCCUAAGCCGCCAUCGUUAUAACUCCACAUAUUCAUCUUUGUCAGCGAAAAUGUACCCAGUAGGCAGUCUCACGAUCUCUUAGUGUACAGAGAGAACUUACGUGAUCAUUAACAUAUUCU
Molecule: messenger RNA, 2665 nt
Organism: Hypoxylon trugodes
Lineage: Eukaryota; Fungi; Ascomycota; Sordariomycetes; Xylariales; Hypoxylaceae
Product: Zn-dependent exopeptidase
Exons: 4
Coding region: 157-2220 (687 amino acids)
Molecular function (GO): carboxypeptidase activity
Source: RefSeq, a predicted model, not a curated record